AUGAUUGGAAGUGGCAGAUCAAGAAAAGUUUAUCGUGUUCCUGUCAAUCGUACAUGUGAUGUUAUUGCCGUGAAAAAGAUUUGGAAAGAUAAGAACUUAGAAGAGAAGCUUGAAAAAGAAUUUCUUGCAGAAGUGAAGAUAUUGAGUUCCAUUCGACAUGCCAACAUAGUGAAGCUGAUGUGCUGUAUAUCCAAGGACAAUUCAAAACUUCUUGUCUAUGAGUACUCGGACAAACGAAGCCUGGAUCGAUGGCUGCACAAGAGAAACAGGCCAUCCAAUCUCUCGAGGUUAGUCCAACCUCAUAUGCUGGAUUGGCCUAAGAGGUUGUACAUUCGUGGGUGCAGCUCGGGGCCUCUGCUAUAUGCAUCACUACAGUGUGCCACAAGUUGUGCAUUUGGCUACAUUUAUGUUGUAGCCCACAAAUGUUGA
Prunus avium (sweet cherry) is the source of this 429-nucleotide messenger RNA. NCBI's taxonomy places the organism in Eukaryota, Viridiplantae, Streptophyta, Magnoliopsida, Rosales, Rosaceae. The record is from RefSeq and is a predicted model, not a curated record.